Microthlaspi erraticum is the source of this 678-nucleotide messenger RNA. The record is from the annotation of a GenBank genome assembly. Lineage: Eukaryota; Viridiplantae; Streptophyta; Magnoliopsida; Brassicales; Brassicaceae.
AUGAACAAUUUUAGAAACCCUUCUUCUUCUUCUUCUUCUUCUUCUUCUUCUUCUAAGGAUUCAAACAAGAUCUUGAUCUCUGAACUCCUCCUUUCUUACGAGAAUGCAAUAGCUAUGUUGAGUCUUGAUAAGAAAACCCUUAAAAGAAGUCCGGAGAGGAUCGAUCAGAAUACCAAGAAGAGGAGAUUACCGGAGAAGAAGAAGACUGAGAAAGUUAAGAUUUGUGUCGGAACAGAACAAGAAGAAACUUGUCUUGAUGCUGGUUACUGCUGGAGAAAAUAUGGCCAGAAAGAUAUUCAUGGUUACAAGAACCCUAGAGGAUACUAUAGAUGCACACAUCGAUUCACACGAGGUUGUUUAGCAGUGAAGCAAGUCCAAAAAUCAGAGGAAGAUCCUCUGUGCUACGAAAUAAAGUAUCUAGAAAGUCACACGUGUAACAGUACUCCAGCAUCAACCACCAAAUACUCUGUUUUUGUGUCUGAAGAAGAACGAAACGAAGGACCUAAGCAACUUGUAACAGAGGAAUCCGAAGACAUAGUCGUCAAACAUGUGAAAUCUGAAGAAGCGAUGUUAGGGCUCGGAGACGUGGAUAGCAAGAAAGAGAUUUUCAGGACGUUUUCAGGACGUUUUCAUUUUCAAAUCCCGAGACGGAGAAUAUUUUCGAUUGGAAGAAUAUGA